GGACUUGACUAAUUCAGGCUGCUUCCAUCCUAGUAUUCCAGAAGGCAUCUCCACGUCGAAACAGAGACUUAUCUUUGCUUUUUGAAACGUAUAAGAAGCAGGCAUCUGAAACUGCACUCUCAAGCGGUAUUCCAGAGAUGCUCCCCAAGCAAGUUGCCUGUUGAUGCAAGCUUCAAAAGGAAUACUUAAAUGGCCAACCCGAUUCAUCCAGCAAACCACGAAAGGGAAAUAAAGCUCUUGAAGAAUCUUAAGAACCAACUCUUCAGAACCUUGACCUACUGCUGUCAGCAUCUCUGAGAUAUCCUCCAUCGGAGAAUUACCAGGUCUGUCAACGUUUUCCCUGCAGCCUACAGUGAGGGACAAUAACAGAAAACGCACAUCCUCUAGACUUACAACUUUCAAGCUGCGACAACUGGGCAGGAACCUGACAAUCUCCAUCUUUAGGGAAGAUUCAGAAAGACAGACAAGUGAGGUGAAAACUCAAAUAUGCCAAGCCUGGCAUAUACAAAAGCCAUUAAAAAGUCUCCUCACAGAAUAACCCAAUUAAACUCGAAUAAUUAGUGUAGAUAUUUCGAUGAGCUGUAGGUAAGACGGAGUCCUUUCUCCCUUCACCGUAACAGAGUAAAAGUCUAAUAAAAUACCCCCAAGGAAUCCUUGUCUCUAUACCAGUAUUAUUAAAGCAAUUUCACUAUAUUUAUUGAAGCCAGUAUAAGAGUAGUACGUGAGGAACACAAAAUAUACUUACACAUUUUAUAAAAAUUGGUUAAGAGAUUCUGAUAAAAUCUAUUUUGAAAGGCAAGUGCUGUGCUAGACAAUAAAGAGGGUGUGAUAACUGCUGAUUUAGGCCAUCGCCACUUUCUUGGUUUUGCCUUGACGACUCAUCUAGGAUAGUGAUUGGUUGGUAGCAGGUUGUUAGAACACCUCCCAAUCUAUUUGGAGACGGCCUAAGUGACCGUGGAAUGCCUUGCGGGCAAUAGAAAUCCAGUAGAAACACGAACACUCUCAAGUCUUGCGUGAUGACGCAGGUGCAUGUUAAGUACCAUGGAAAUCUCACAGGGCGAGCCCAUUUUCCCACCUUGGCAACGGAGGUUGACACCACUUCAGAUAAGUAUUCCAACCUGUACAUGUACGUGGGCUUAUUCCUGAGCCUCCUGGCCAUUCUCCUCAUCCUGCUCUUCACAAUGCUUCUUCGGCUCAAGCAUGUCAUCUCACCCAUCACCUCGGAGAGCACAGAAAGCGUGCCUCAGUUCACUGAUGUAGAGAUGCAGAGUCGGAUCCCCACUCCUUGAAGCCAGAAUGAAGGUUAACUUUAAUGCAUCUCAAUGAACCCAUUGAUGCUCAUGUCCAGAUUUGUUGCAGGUAGCUUUCCUUGUACGGAAUCCACAAGCUAUUCAUUAAAGUUAGGGUGCUUUCUUUGCAUUACUCUUUAUCCUGACUCUGCUUGUGGGAUAUCUAAGAAAUGUAAUACUCCUUCUUUGCCAGGAAUAUGGGAAAUGGCAGCUGGUUGGGAGGGCAGGUUUCCAUAGUAACCAGAGUCUGGGCCUUGAACAAACCUUAGACCACUGAAAUUCAUAUGCAGCUGUUGUGGGGGGAAAAAACAAUCAAGUAAGAUCCCUGGAAGCUCCAAUAACAAACAAGAAGGAUUUGUCCUCGAAAGAGCUGGGGGUUCAAGGAAGGCACACCCAGAAAAGGAUGAAGCUAAAGCAAUGAGGUUAAUAGACGAAACCACUAAUCUAUGCCCCAAAGAACAACAGUUUGAUAUCCGUGGGCUGUUGGAUUCAUGUCCUGUGAAAAAAGAGAUCUACGAAAUGGUUUCAGUUGAAAGCGCAAGUGUGCAGAAAGUUUUUAGUGACCAAACACAACCACAGAGGAGGAAAAUGUGCACUUUUAAAAUCUGUGCUAUAAUUAUUACUGGACUUUUAAAAACUCAGAUAAUUGCAGAUGGAUUACAAAAAUCUGGAAAGAGGAGCUGCCCCCAAACCAAGGAAAAUUGACACCACAAUGCUUUAAUGCGAAUGAACCCUCCGUUACACGUGCAGCGUCUUUGUGGGUUUCUCUCUCCCUGCCACGCUCCAGGAUUGAGUUCGCCACGAACCUGAGCUUGAUUUCCAGGUGGCCUUGGCAAAGAAGACACAGCUGUACUUUACAAACAAAAAUGAAAUAAUCUUGGUAUUUUAAUGUUGAGUGAUUGUGGCUUUGGACAUAACCUUGAACCCAUCUGAGUCCCAGGAGAGGUUUUGUUGUUUUUGUUAUGUUUUAGGACUUGUGUUCCUAAAAAUGGUCAGAGACCUAUUUAGUCAUCCCUAGACUCAUUUUAGCUCUGAGUCUGAGAAAAACAGAGAACGAAAGGAGAUAGGGACUGGAAAGCCUGCUCCAGCAUCUUUUAAAUUAAGAUCAAUGUCCUCAAACACUACAUUUGUCUCUUCGCAGAAAAUACUGCUUCCAUCCUGGUCCCUGCCAAAAGAUAAAGUGUUUCACUGAUUAUCUAGAAGAGAAAUCUAUUUUGAAAAAUUCUAUGCUCCCACGUAGCCAUAGUAGUCUAGCAGGGAAGAAAAAAAAAUGAAGUAACUUUCCAAGAGAGAGAAAUACCUUUGACAAAGUAGACAUUAUAAAGUUGGUCAUAUUCUCACCACCAAAGAACUAAUACACCUGUGUUAAAUGCUACCUACUUUUUUUUUAAAUCAGUUCUCCCUUGGUCAUCAACUUUCACAGGGUGCUCCCUUGGGAACCGCAGUGGCAAUAAUGGAGAAGCAAACUGGCUGUUAUAUUAAUGCCACCUCCACCUGAUAUGUAGUUUUCUAUACACUGUAACCAAUUUAGAUUGGCCCCUUUAUUCUGAUCUAAAUCUAGCUUGCUUGUGAAAUUCCCAAGUGCUUUCUACUUUUAUACACAGUCAUUUGCCAAUGCUCCCCUCGCCAAGGGGCUUCAAAGUGUGAAAUCCCCACAUGAAGAGCUAAACUUAGCAUCAAGACUGACUUGGGCACACCUGUUACCACAGCGCCCUGUAAGAGACAGCAGCUACAUCCAGCCUCAUCCAGAACAGAGCAGUAGGUAGACUCAGCCUUGGGAUAUUAUUCAGAUCAUGGUGAUCUCAUUUGUUUGUAUAAAUAUAUAUUUAUUGCUCUCAAAUAAAUUUGAAAUUGUUGUGAGGGACAGGAUUGGCUCUUCCAUCUCAAAAGUUUGGUAACUCCCGGGCUAAGCCAUGCGGUUCCCUCUGGGCUUUAUACAUUAAAAAGUGCAAAGUAACCUUUAUAUUGUAAUAUUACACCUUGGUUCUGUAUGUUUUCUCUUUAUUCAACACACAGACCCUGUGGAUACAGAUCCUUUCCAAUUUUAGAUCCCUGCAGCCAUACAUGGGCUUCAUCACAUAUGCUCUCUAGAAGGUGUUAAGGACACCCAUCUCCCCUCACUCUAGACUUUCCCUGCUCACAGUAUUUAAAUGGACUUUAUAUUUAAGAGGUCAGUGACUGGAUAAAUAAAUAAAGGAACCGGUGACAGUAACAACAACAAUGAAUAGCAAAUGCCUUGUUGCCGAAUCUGACGUGGGCACUUGCUCACCCGACCUCCCUAGCCUAAAUUUCUUAUGACCCAAACUGCUCUUUAAUCACUGACUUGGAUUGCUAAUUUAUGAUCAGGUGACUCCCCUGGAAAACAACCACUUUCUUUCAUCACAGUUACCCCAUGGGAUCCAGGUCUUCACUGAGCAUCAACCAAAGCACAUAGCACGGACGACACUAAAAUAGCAGCAUGACCGGCCCGCCCCUCCCCUCACUUUCGCUUCCCUUCCCUAAUGCUUUCCAGUGAUAACACAGAUGAGGAUGUAUUUAACCUAUGUGUCACUAUGGCAACUCACAUAGUAUUUAAUCCUUGGGAAAAUAAAUGCAAGGUUUUCUUCCUAGAAAAGCAUUUUCAAUUUAUGCAAAAUGAUUUCACUUCUCCCAAUAUAUUAUACUAAGUGCGUUCAGCCUCAAAAUAGGUGGUUAGAACAACCAAUGGGCAUAAUUUUUGCGGACAUAUCUGUCCAAAAUGCUGACUUGGCAAUCCUUUCCUCUUCUCACCAAAGCAAAAUAAAUAUGAAUAGUGGCAGGUUAGCCUAAAUGUAUAUAAACGGAUAAAUCACUCACAUACAGGUAUAUUCUGUUUUUAAGACAUAAUGAUAUAUUUAUCUAUGUAUAUAGAUAUAUAUGAAAAGAAUGGUUUUUCACUUUUUAUUAUGUUGAAAUUACCAUUUUUGUAGGUUACACAUGGCCAAAUAUCUGUGAUUUCUUAUAAUUCAACCCAAUGAAGAUUUACAUCAUGUGAAUUCCUGAAAUAGUAAACUUUCCUAAUAUUUAAAAUGAUCAUUCAGCUUCUAUAAAAUGGAUUUUGCAUGCACUUUAGAAACAAGGGUUGUGUAAAACUUAUGAAAUUAUAUAUUAUGAUUUAGGCAUGAAAUAUUAAAGUGAAUCAAGUAAAGAUGGAUUUAUCCAACCUAACCUUUCCAUCCAUGCCAAAUAUGAGGUUUGGGCCUCAUAACUGGGUUUGACCACUGCAGAUCCCAUCAUACUUACUUAGUAGGUAAGGGGUUCAGUUAAUGCAAUUCCAUGGUAACAUUUAGUCAUGUAUCUUAUUCACCUACAUUUGUAUGGAAGAAGAACUUUUUUAACAAAAUGUAAAGUCAAUUGUAAGAAAACCUGGAUUUCUUUUGUUUGAAAUCAUUGAUAUUUGAAAUAUAUUAAUAUUGUAUAAAGUCAGAAAUAUAAUAUUUCAAUUAAUAUUUAGCAUGUUAUUUUUGGAUUCCUGGAAAUUAAGUAUUGUUCUAUUUGCUGAUAACAAAUAUCUGUUGUCUGAGAAAUGUAAUUCUGAAGAAUGUCUUGAUCACAAUAUAAAUUGUCAUUUAACUGCAAA
Messenger RNA from Echinops telfairi (small Madagascar hedgehog), 4887 nucleotides. RefSeq names its product serine rich and transmembrane domain containing 2 (gene SERTM2). Gene Ontology annotation, cellular component: intracellular membrane-bounded organelle. Lineage: Eukaryota; Metazoa; Chordata; Mammalia; Afrosoricida; Tenrecidae. The coding region runs from base 1017 to 1289 and encodes 90 amino acids. The record is from RefSeq and is a predicted model, not a curated record. The transcript has 3 exons.